Messenger RNA from Chara braunii, 5759 nucleotides. Lineage: Eukaryota; Viridiplantae; Streptophyta; Charophyceae; Charales; Characeae. The record is from the annotation of a GenBank genome assembly.
GUAGUUUUUUUGCUGUGACAUUCAUGUGGCCAGGGACCAGCUGACACUUGGAUUUUUUGCAGUUACGUUUUCACGUUCUUCCACUGGGGAGGUGGAAAUUGGGGAGAGAGGGGAGGGGGGAAAGGAGGGGGCAUCUGACAGUUAAGUUUUCCUAUGAAGUGCAUGUUCUUCCUCUGGUUGGGGAAUCACAAAAAAGGCAAUCUGGUAAUGGGUCAUCAGACAGGUUGAAUGAUUGGUAGUGGCACACCGGUGUGUUAUGUAAGAGAGCACGUCGCAUGAGAAGGCACUUGGUCUGGCUUCAGAAAAUCAAGGAGGAGCAAGAAGACUGCUGGGCGGCAAAAGUGGUCAUGGCGCAAUGGAGGGGAAGUCGUCCUGCGCCAGGUCGACACUGUCCUGGCACGAGUGUUGAGGCCUCCAUGUCUGCUGCUGCAGAAAUCUGCUCCUUUCUGUUCACUCUUGCAUCGGAAGAUAUUGCACGCUCAUCAGCCACAAUGUCACAUCACACAGGCCUUUGCUUGCAGUAGUAUGUUUGGCGGACGAAGGCCACUACCACUCGGAUGAACGAGGGUGUGCUACUGCCUCGCCGUUCGAAGUCGGGCAUCAGUUUGCGCAAGGGGGGGAGUUCAGGAUCUUCAAUUCUGUCCAUCUCUCUCUCUCUCUCUCUCUCUCUCUCUCUCUCUCUCUGUGUCAAAUCUCCUGCGAAACAGCUUCCAGCUGGAAGGUAAACAGGUAGGCUCGCCUGGAAAGCCCAGAGGCGACAGGGGGAGGCAAAGCCGCCGUCUGAGCAGGAAGUUAGUUGCUGAUCAUCCAUUGCCAAGGCAGCUAGAAGCUCGUGAAGAUGGUGCACAGGAGGGUGUGUGAUGAAGGGGGAGGAGGCGGAAGAGAACCUGCAUCGUUUGCAGUAAAUCGAAUCUCUUCUUGGAAAGUGAAAAUCAGGUAGGUUUGGUUUGGUUGGAACACGCAUAUAGAGAUUUUCCUGCAAAAGGUAGGUCGAGUCUGUCAGCAAGGGAUCAUGUUGUGAUUCGGUCCUUGCUUCCCUGAGUCCCCUCUGCUUUGCAGCAGCUGCCUCCGGAUCCCCUUCUCGCAUCCAAUAAUCUGUUCAAUAGGGGUCGACACUGACCCUUACUCUGAGUCUCGCUUUUACUCUCAUUUUGGUCAUCACAACCACAGACUUGCUGAUCUAACGGCUCCUCUUAUCAGUACAGAACGUUGUUUACACCCCCUCCCUUUCUGUCUGCUCUCACUGUCUCACUCUCAGACUCCCCCUCCCCCCCCCCCCCCCCCCCCCCACACACACACGCACACAGAGUUACACACUUCUUUUCUGGACUAGUAUUUAGUGGAUACAAAGCAAGCACACUGACUUCCACCCACACACCCUUCCACCCACGCACUCCCGGACACGUAAGGGGACAACGUUGCAGCGUUUGACUAUUGUCGCUGCUUUGCGACACUAUCUGAGUCUAUCUCGUUGUUGUUGCCUUUGAUAAUUUGGGGCGUUUGUUGGGAAGAGAUGGAGGGGAGGUUUGGUGCUCUGUUUAAAUGUGCUGCAGCAGCUGCGUGGAUGGCGCGCAGCCGUCCUCCUGCUCCUGCUGGUGGACCGCUAUUACUGGGGUAUGGAUGGGGAGCAGGUGUUGGCUCGGGUGGCAGGACGGGGAACAUGGGUAGCCGGCCUUGUUAUGGAAUGGUGCGAAGCUGCUCGUUGGCGUCUUCUCCUCCUCUCAGGGAUCCUUCGGGAAGCACAGAGGGUGCCACACAGCGGUUCGAUGCAGAGCGCGAAAGACGGCUUCAAGAGAUGGCGAGGGCACAAGGAACAUGUGGACAAGGUUCGUUCCUUCUGCGCAUCUUUCCGCCGGCGCCAGGGCAGCAUAUGGCCAGCGCACCGUGUUCCUCUGCGAGUCCUUCUCCUCCUUCGCCAUCGUCAUCGCCUUCUUCUUCUCCUUCUGAAUUUCUUCAGCACAGAGUCAGCAGUCAUCUGUCUGCGUCAACUUCUGUUGCAGCUUCGCAGGAUGGCGUGAAUAUGCUCUAUCAUCACCAUCAUAUUUUUGAUGCGGAGAGAGAGCGUCGGCUACAGGAAAUGGCCCGAGCUCAUGCCAUGCCCUCGUUGGGUCCGUUUGUGCGGAGAGUGUUUCCUUCCUUCCCCUCUCCUCCCCACAUGAUCGUGCAACCUCCUCCUCCUUGUAGUGCUGGUCCCUGCAGCCCCCCGACGUCAGCAGUGAAUGGCAGUCCUUUCAUUGCCACCCCCUCCCCUCCCCCUCCUUGCUCCUCCCCCGCCUCUAACUCCAGCCCUGCAGAAUUCUUGCAGCAAGCAAGGGUGAGCAGCACCGGUCUCAUGCCUGCCUCUACAGCAUCCGCUGCUGCACUGGCUCUCGAGGAAGUCCACGAUAUUGUUGAAGGCGAUGUUUCCUCCAUUCUCGUCGACUCGUACGGUCGCAAACACACAUACCUUCGCAUUUCCUUGACUGAGAAAUGCAACCUUCGGUGUAAGUACUGCAUGCCUGAGGAGGGAGUGGAACUUACGCCGAGCCCCGAGUUAUUAACCACGGAAGAGAUAGUCCGGUUGGCGAGCAUCUUCGUCGAUGCUGGUGUGAAUAAGAUCCGCUUAACUGGCGGCGAACCCACCAUUCGGAAGGACCUGGAGGAAAUUUGUGCACAGCUUACAGGGCUGGAUGGGUUGAAGACCCUUGCCAUGACCACGAAUGGGGUGGCCUUGUCGCGGCGUCUGGAAGGUCUGCAGGUUGCUGGGCUCAGCCAGCUCAACAUAAGUCUGGACACUAUGGUUGAUGAAAAGUUUGAGGUGCUGACUAGGCGGAAAGGACUCUGUAAAGUUCUCCGAUCUAUUGAGACGGCAUUGGAGCUGGGCUAUGAUCCCGUGAAAAUAAACUGUGUGGUAAUGCGCGGAUUCAAUGACGACGAAAUUUUGGACUUCGUAGAACUAACCCGAGAGAGGCCGAUAAAUGUGCGCUUCAUAGAGUUCAUGCCCUUCGAUGGGAACGUCUGGAAUUCCAAGAAAAUGGUUUCCUAUGCGGAAAUGAUUUCCAUCGUCCGGUGUCACUACCCGAACCUCUACAGACUCCGAGACAAUUCGUCCGACACGGCCAAGAACUUUCAGGUCGAGGGCUUCAAAGGCAGCGUCUCGUUCAUCACCUCAAUGACUGACAACUUCUGCAGUGGCUGCAAUCGGGUGCGCCUCAUGGCAGAUGGCAACCUCAAGGUCUGCUUGUUUGGGCCCGCAGAGGUUAGUUUGCGGGACGCCGUUCGCUCGUCCAUUCCUGAUGAGGGCAUUAGGCACAUCAUUGGGUGCGCGGUUAAAAGGAAGAAGGCUUCCCACGCCGGCAUGUUUGAGAUUGCCCGCACGCAAAAUCGGCCCAUGAUCCACAUUGGGGGCUGACGGAGUAGGGACUGUCUGCUGUCUGAUGUGGAUGAUGGUUCUCAAAACUGCCAAGGCAGGAUGUGCAUGAGUGUGUGUGCAAUUUUUUGCCGCAGUUGUGUUGGGUAUGUGUUUGUGUAUGUGUGUGUGUUUGUGUGAGAGUGAGACAGAGGGGGGUGGGAGAAACGGGUGGGCAGGGGGGACUAUAAGCGGGGAAAGGUCGCGAGUCCCGAGGUGGGGCAGUUUUUGGUAGACGAGUGGGAAAGGUUUGCAAGCUCAACUGGGGGCAGUCAUGGGAGGGGCCCCGCCAGGGCCGCCAUUUUUCAAUUCAACUCCAUUAGACCCAUGAAUGGCAAUUGUCAUUCCUUGGAAGUUUUCGGCAUUUUGUUACUCAAUUUUGUAGUUGAGAGUUAUUUGGACUCUUUUGGAGGUGUGUGUGUGUGUGUGUGUGUGUGUGUGUGUGUGUGUGUGUGUGAGAGAGAGAUAGAUGGAUAGGUAGAUAGAUAGAUAGAUAGAUAGAUAGAUAGAUAGAUAGAGAGAGAGAGAGAGAGAGAGAGAGAGAGAGAGAGAGAGAGAGAGAGAGGCGGUGGUGCAAAUGGGGAGGGAGGUGUUUAGAGAAAUAGAGGCACAGUGACCACAGUCAUUGUCCUGCGGAGAAUGGUGUGAUAGCUUCUGCAGGACGAAAUGGAAAUGUCACAGUGGUGAACUGAAGGAAUUGGACUGCAAUGCAGCCAGCAAACCACAUGUGGUUUUAGAGUCCCAGACAGCUAUGAGAGAGGAGAGAGGAGAGACGUUAGGAGAAACAGAGUUUUGUAGAUGUGCCGAAAACGUAGGUGAUGUGUCAAGAGGAGCACCCACUCAGUGUUGCAAAUCGCAUAUCACCCCCACAGUUUUGUUGUUGGGGGUUUGGGGUGGAAAGAGAGGAUGAUAGACUGUCGUUGGUGUAUGUUUCACUUCUUUGUUCUCGUCCUUCAAGUUGAUGAUGGUAUUCUUCCUCCUUGUUGGUGAGGUGGUCUUGCCAGUCAGCUUGCUUCCUUCCUCCGUGUCUUUGAAGACUUUGAAAAUCCUCGAAAGGAGUUUUUUGUCCGAAUUCUGCUCUUGGUCUAGUUGAUAGUUUCUGUUCGUGUGAAAGGAGUUUUCUAGAGUUGAGGACUUGGGUUCAUAUAUCAGCUCCUGCCCGCGGGGUGGUCGGGGUGAGGGGGGGGGCGGGCUUAUCUCCAAAGAACCGCCAGGAAAGGGCAGCUGUCUGCUCCGUUUUGGCCGCUGGUACGGUGCCCGUCUGGAAACCGCAAGGCCAAGACGCGUCACACAUCAUGACUCGCUGUUCCGUGUAACCGUGUUUGUUACUUCUAUUGUUUGCUUGUCGGGGCGGUGUGUCGUGUCAAAGGAUCCUUUUAUUGCUGAAAAGAGGAUCUCGAGACUCGCGUAAGUAGCGUAGGGUGCGUAUGCAUUUGCGGCCACCAGUUUCUUCAGAGCACAGCUGCGCAGGUCUUGUCAGCUGCAACAGUCGGUCUCUGCCUCUGGCCUUCUCGUCUCCUCCGCUUUCAGUUACUGUUUCAGUCCGAACUUGCGACUUCAUUGAUAGACGCUUGGGCAGCCACAGCUGGAAACGACGUCACCGCCGAAAGAUCAAGCAGCAGCAAAAGCUGGUACUUAGAAAGGGGAACUUGAAGGAAAUCUUGAGGUGCAGUGUGCCAUGGCCUGGUGCACUCUCUUCACCACUUGUGCCCCACAGUGUGGCCUCGUCAUGCAGUUCUUCUGCAGCAGAAUCUGCACUAAGUCUUCUUUUGCUCCAAAAAUUUGCUUCUUUCUUUCUUUCUGCUUUUGGCUUUUGGCUGGAGUUCGAUUUCCAGCCUCAAGACUCGAGAGGCAAACCGUCUGGCAGCCUCGUUCCUGGGACAGUUGGACCUGGGAGGCUGGGAGAUGUGUUGGGUCCUCAGCUCGUUCUCCUCCGUUCGUUUCAGGUCCGUCUCCGUCAGAGUCCUGAUCUCUGAUCCUGCAGCCCUUUCCCGCCGUCUUUCCUCGAGCCGUCUUGUCGAUGCAGAUUCGUUGCAGAACAAGUCCGACUCGAUGUGUGGCAAAUGGGGAUGCAACGGAGUUUCUAAAAGAAUUGAGUCUUUGUGAUUUUUGUAGCUGAACUUGUGACGUUCUUGUAGCCGAAUUUGUGACGUUCUCGUAGCCAAACUUGUGACGGUCUCGUAGCCGUAAUGAUGUGUAUAGUUUGCAAUAAGAAGAAGAAGCAAUGUACAUGUUCGGUGAAGGGAGGUGGCUUUGCCUCAACCUCCCACGAAGCUCAGCCUUGGCCCUUUUAUCAGGAUGUGAGUGUUGUACCAUUAUCCUGAGCAAGGAAAAAUCAUUUGAAUUCUGGCAAUCAAUCAGGAAAGCAAUU